UCAGACGUCCCUUCUUUCCUUAGCUGUGCUAGAAAUCAAGCGGACUGUUUACACAUGAGGGAGUCCUCAAGGAGACCUCGAUGAAUGAGAGUCAAAUUCCCAUACCGGUUCCCAGCAGAGAGACGUUUUCGAAGGCAGCAGUACAGACUGGCAGGCACAGAGCAGGGAGACCCUUUUCACGUUCACUCUGUUCACGUUGCUAUAUAUAUAUUACCGUGCUUCAAUUGUCAUUUAAGAAUUGUUUUCAACGCAGGAAAAAAAUAAUCUCCUGAAUGCAACUAGCUUGUUUUCUUUGGCAGAAGACGGAAGGCAAUUCUUUUUUUCGUGAUAUGAAAUGUAUUAUGCUGGUACUUGAGUAACCCCAGCUCAUUUAAUAUAUUUUUUUUUUCGGAAGACAGUAAAGUGAAGAUGCAUUAGGGAUUCUUUCUACAUCUUUUCAACUUCAAGUUAAUGCGGGAAUGGAUAUCGAUUGUAAAAGCUCUGAACACGCUCAGAAGAGAGACCUGGACCACCGCAUGUAGAGACCCGCCCCUCGGAUCUGUAGUCAAAGCACAGAGCUCUGAGCAUAGCCAUGCCAGAAGAAUCUAAUAAACACAUAAUGAGAAUUCAAAAGGGUCCAGAAAGACUAGGAAUGGAAAAGACAAAUAACGACUGCGUGGUCACCAACGUCCCCCUGGUCAACGAAGUCCAGCUGACCGCUGCCACUGGUGGCGCCGAGCUCUCCUGCUAUCGGUGCACUGUACCGUUCGGGGUGGUCAUCCUCAUAGCCGGGAUCGUGGUCACUGCCGUGGCCUACAGCUUCAAUUCACACGGAUCUAUCAUCUCGGUCAUCGGGCUUGUCCUCCUGUCCACCGGACUUCUCCUGCUGGCCUCCAGCGCUUUGUGCUGGAAGAUCAGGCAGGCGAGAAAGAGCGACCAGAGGCGACACAGCCAGACAGCUUUAAUGGCAAGCCAGAGAAGCAGCUUUGCUUAAAAUCAGUGGUGCGUAGCAGGAAACGGAGAAAUCGAUUGGGGGGGGG
Molecule: messenger RNA, 1019 nt
Organism: Acipenser ruthenus (sterlet)
Lineage: Eukaryota; Metazoa; Chordata; Actinopteri; Acipenseriformes; Acipenseridae
Product: transmembrane protein 100-like
Exons: 2
Coding region: 572-973 (133 amino acids)
Biological process (GO): cellular response to BMP stimulus
Source: RefSeq, a predicted model, not a curated record